Chenopodium quinoa (quinoa) is the source of this 1848-nucleotide messenger RNA. RefSeq lists its product as uncharacterized. The record is from RefSeq and is a predicted model, not a curated record. The coding region runs from base 402 to 1616 and encodes 404 amino acids. The transcript is spliced from 2 exons. NCBI's taxonomy places the organism in Eukaryota, Viridiplantae, Streptophyta, Magnoliopsida, Caryophyllales, Amaranthaceae.
UAAAGUCUAAUCAUAAAAAUGAAAACUUCUCAUUAGAUAGAGAAAUUAAAAAAUUAAUAUUUACUAUCUAAUCCUAGAAUUACAUUAAUAAGAAUAGUAGCCUAGUCACACUAUUCUUUUGCCAACCCUAGUAAAAAACUUUACAAAAAAAAAAAAAAAAAUCCCCAAUUCACUUUGACCAUUCUUUUACUGAUCCAACAUAAUCUUUUUGCUUUUUUUCACCCUUUGCCUCCUUUUUUUAUGAUGACAAUUUCAUUCAAAUUUCUUCUUUUCUUCCCUCACUAAUCUUUCUUUUUUCUGCAUGUUCUCAUUCCUUUUACUUGAAUUUCAACACCAAAAGCCUUAAUUAAGCAAAAACUUCUUCUUCCCCUCCCUCUCUAAUCAUUUUCUCUCUCUAGAAAAUGAAGUUCACUCCUUCAACCUCUGUUUCUUCUUCCUCUGUUUCAUCUUCCUCUGUUUCUUCUUCUUCUUUCAAUGAAAACCUCUGCAAAAGUAAAGGCAAUGUCUUUGGAUGUUUUUCAGGUGUUUUAAGUAGAAUUCUAUGUUCCAAGAGUCUCCCAACUCAUCCUUCUGACCCAAUUGAGAUAAACAAGAAACAACAUUACUCGACGAUUGAGACGAUCGUUGUAGAUGGUGCAGUCACUCCUAAUGUAGUAGCAAGGCUAAUGGGUUUGGAUUCGAUGCCGGAAUUAGAAUUUAGUUCAAAAUUUCAUCAGAAGUUUACGGACUCGAUUCCGAGAAGUAAAUCAAUGGACUCAGAAGAUUUCAGAGGAGAAACAGAGGAGAUGCAGGGGCAGCAUAGGAGAGUUAAGACUUCUGUUUCAUUUAGGGAAACACCCGAUUUCUUCGAGCUCGAAGACGAUGAUUUCUUCAUCUUGAAUUUUGAUAAAAGGGGCAGAUUUAAAAAGAAAGAUCCCAAUGUUGAAGAGUCGGAAGAGGGUGUUAAAAGGCACAAGCGUAGAAGGAGAAGAGAUAAAUGUGGGAAAAAACAGAGAAGAAACAGAGAUGAACAGAGUAAAAACAGAGUAUUUUCAAAUGAAGAGAGGCUUACUUUGAAAUUGUCACCUCAAAAUUCUCCCAAAAUUGAUGCCAUUUUAGACAAUCACAAGCAAAGUUAUCAUCUUUCUCCUAUUAGAGAUACGAAUAGUAGCAAAAAAGAAGAAUUGGAUGGAAAUAAAUCAAGAAAAAAGAUAAAGAAUGAAACUUUUUUGGGACAAAGUAAAGAUGAAGUAGAGCGUGAUUCAGAUAAUUCUAGCCCAGUUUCUGUUCUUGAUCACAUUACUGAUUUCAUCAGUGAUCCUGAAUUUACAACAUCAGAAGAAGAUGCAAAAUUGGGAGAGCCCGAAUCUGUUAGCAGAAAUAAUUCAUCUCAAUGUAAUGAGAGAAAUGUUGGGUUAAAAAGAAGAGAUUACAAGAAACAUGAAAAUAUAGAAAUGUUGAAGAAAAUAUGCAGAUUAGCUGAAGCUGAGGUAAAUAAUUCAAAUUGGAAGUACAGGAUAUUACUGAAGGCUGAUGAGUUGGAAGAUACUGAAUUAGAUUUUAGUCAAAGAAUUUUUGACCAGUUGGUUAGUGAAUUAAUAGAUCAACUUGUAGAAAUUGAAUGCCAAGCCAUUUGAUUUUCUUUUUCUUUAACUAUCUUGACUCUUGUAUACGUUUUUAAAUUUUUUGUUAGGUGAACGGGUUUGAAUGGGAAAAUCGUUGUACUAGUGAUCUCUAACUCGAGGGUUCAAGAUGGGGAGCAUCCCGUUACUCUCCCCACCCUAAUGCUCCUUCACUAUUGUGUAUAUAAAUAUAAUAAUAUAUUAUAGAAGUAAUUAUAGUAAAUUAAAGAAGGAAAAUGUUGAAUUU